UUCAGUGACUGGGCUACAAAUCAAAUCCAAAUCAAAACAUUGAAAUCGAAAUCGACAUUGUUGUGGUAUGUGUGUGUGACAUGUGUAAUGUGUGUUUGAGAAAAUAGAUUGUAAAUUUUGUCACCUGACCUUGAAAUCAUAAUCAUCUAAAUUAUUCAACAAAGCAAAACCAAAAUGACCGAUUUUCUUUUUCCUGGUGAAAGAUUACUUAAUGAAGUGAUGACCGAACAUCCAGGUGAAUUAGUUCGUACUGGAUCACCAAAUAUAAUCUGUUCGGCAUUACCAACACAUUGGCGAUCAAAUAAAACAUUACCGGUAGCAUUUAAAGUUGUUGCAUUGGGUGAAGUAAGUGAUGGUACUUUGGUUACCAUUAAAGCCGGUAAUGAUGAAAAUUGGUGUGGUGAAUUAAGAAAUGCAUCGGCUAUUAUGAAAAAUCAAGUUGCCAAAUUCAAUGAUCUUCGUUUUGUUGGUCGUUCUGGAAGGGGAAAAAGUUUUUCAUUAACAAUUACAGUGAGCACAAAUCCACCACAAAUUGGUACCUAUACUAAAGCUAUUAAAGUAACUGUGGAUGGACCUAGAGAACCAAGAAGUAAAUCAAGUCUAAUGAAUCAAUGUUGGCCAUUUCCUGGUGCACAACCAAAUCAUUUUCGGGCGUUUGCCAAUUCUUUUGUCCCACAUCCUCGCCAUGGACUGGAUCCAGGCCGAACUUGUCCAAUAACACCGUUACCAUGUUCUACUGAAUGGCGUUUAGCCGCAAGAGUUCAAGCUGAACAAUGGGUUUUACAAGCAGCUGCUGCAGCUGCGGCUGCCGAUCUUCCUCGUCGUUUUCCACGACCACCAUUAUCAUCAUCUUCGGUGCAAAACUCUUCGUCUACGUCGACAACCUCAACCAACACAACCAACACGACUACAAAUGUUACAACAUCCAGUUCGUCCGCUGCAUCACAAGAUCCGGCAGCAGUAGCUGCCGCUGCAGCAGCAGCAGCCAACAAUCCAUUAUGGUCUCAAUAUUAUGCUGCAGCUAAUUUACCUUUGUUUGCUGCUGCCGCAGUCAAUAAUCGACCAGCAGUGACUUAUGGUCCAAUGAAUGAAGGUGAAAUACAAUCGAACAAAUCCCCUUCAGCAAAUGGAAUCAAUGCCAAUAAACAGCCAUCAUCAAUUGAACAAAACAAAAAUGUCUCAUGGAAACAACAGUCCAACCAUCCUCAUCAUCAUCAUCAUCAUGGCCAACAACAAUCGGAUCAAUCUUCGCGACAUCACAAAGAAGGAUCCAAACCAAUAACAAGCCCAAAACAUGUAGCCAAAUUGAUAGAACGCAAUGGAACAGCCAACAACAACAAUACAAUGACCAAUGGUUCUAUGGAUAAUCUACUAACCGCCAAUACUGUCAAUUCUCGUUCAUUUCCUUCCGCUGCAGCCGCAUCACUUGAAUUGAAUGCAGAUCAAUUAGCAACAUCAUUCAUUCAUAAUAAUCAUCAAUUGGCUGCAGCAACAGCCGCAUUUCUUCAAUCGGCUACAUCGACACCAUUCUAUCCUCCUCCACAUCCACCAGCUGCUGCUAUUGUUGGCCGAUCAUCAUCAUCAACAAUCAACAAUUCAGCUAAUGGUCAUUCUAAUUGUGGCCAAAUCGAUUCUUUUCAAACACCAUCAUCACCACCCGCGACAGCAUCAUCCAUUCAUAGUUUACCAUCGAAUGUUAGUGCAUUUUUUUCACCACAUCCACAUACAGCAAUGUUGAUCGAUAAUAAUGAUGUUAUCAAAAAUUCAAAAGAUUCAAAUCAACCAAAAUCACCAAAAUCACAAGAAGAUGAUAGUGAAAUUGAAGAAAUUAAUGUGGAAGAUGAUGAUGAACUCAGCCAUUCUAAUAAUGAACAAAUUAAUGGUAUUCAUGAUCAAACCAACAACAACAACAAACGAUCAUUAGAUGAGAAUGAAAAAGAUAUUCAUCAGGAAAAUCGGUGUGAAAAUCGUAAAUCACCUUCAAUCGAAAUUGAAGAAAAUGUUGAUGAACACCAUGAUGAUGAUGACAAUGAUAAUCAUGGUUCAUUAUUAGCUAUGACCGAUGAUAAAAUUGUUGCCCAAUGUUUUGUAUUCUUUUUGGCUGGUUAUGAAACUACAGCUUCGACUUUGACAUUCUGUUUGUUUGAAUUGGUUAGCAAUCCAGCUAUCCAAGACAAACUAUACGAAGAAGUACGUUCUGUAUUGGACAAAGGGGAAGCGCUUGAUUAUAACAAUGUUAUGCGUUUGCCGUAUAUUGAUGCCGUUAUUUCCGAAACACUUCGUCAUCAUCCACCUGCAUUUGCAUUGACUCGUGUUGCUGCUGAACCAUAUUAUUUAGCCGAAUGUGAUUAUACAUUGAGAAAAGGAGAUAUGAUUCGUUUUCCAGUUUAUGCUAUUCAUCAUAAUCCUAAAUUCUUUCCCGAUCCUGAUCGUUUUGAUCCGGAACGUUUUAUGCCCGAAAAUCGUCAUAAAAUCACACCAUAUACAUAUUUACCGUUUGGUGGUGGUCCUCGUAAUUGUAUUGGGAUGAGAUUUGCAUUAUCCGAAGCUAAACUUGGCCUUGCAAGAAUGAUCAGUCAAUUUUCAUUUCAUAAAACACCGCAAACACCUGAUGAACUUCGAAUUGAAAAAAGUUUUAGUCUAAUGAAAACUGUUCCCGUUUAUGUGGGUGUACGUCGUCGUACAUAAUUAUUUUUCAGUCUUAUUUUGUUUAAUCGUAGUUUUAAAAAAACGUUGUUACUUCUUUCAUAGAAUAAAUCACGAGAUUUGAUUUUAAAAAAGAGA
This is a messenger RNA of Dermatophagoides pteronyssinus (European house dust mite), 2784 nucleotides long. RefSeq lists its product as uncharacterized. Gene Ontology annotation, biological process: regulation of DNA-templated transcription. The record is from RefSeq and is a predicted model, not a curated record. Gene Ontology annotation, cellular component: nucleus. Gene Ontology annotation, molecular function: RNA polymerase II cis-regulatory region sequence-specific DNA binding; ATP binding; DNA-binding transcription factor activity, RNA polymerase II-specific. NCBI's taxonomy places the organism in Eukaryota, Metazoa, Arthropoda, Arachnida, Sarcoptiformes, Pyroglyphidae.